Molecule: messenger RNA, 1581 nt
Organism: Phoenix dactylifera (date palm)
Lineage: Eukaryota; Viridiplantae; Streptophyta; Magnoliopsida; Arecales; Arecaceae
Product: homeobox protein knotted-1-like 3
Biological process (GO): regulation of DNA-templated transcription
Cellular component (GO): nucleus
Molecular function (GO): DNA binding
Source: RefSeq, a predicted model, not a curated record
AUAGAUUAAAGGCGAAGGGAGUCGAAUAGAGGAGGGUGCAGGUGUCCAUGGCAGGGUAGGCUGCAGUUCUUGGCCAAACUCUUCUCUUUCCUUCACCCAGAAAAAAGAGAACAGGAAAAGAAAACUCAAAAUUCAAAUAUCAUGAUUCGGUAGCUUCCUUUCCGAAAACACAAUUGGGUUCCUUCCCCCACCUUCCUUCUUUCUUUUGCAGUUUCCCUCUUUUCCACUCACUCGCCGUAGCAAACCCGGUCCUCCUUAUCCCCUUUGCCCACCCCCCUUGCUCUCCCGUAUCCCACUAAAAGGUCCCUCCACUCUUUCUUUUAUAAAGUCCAUCGUUUUAGUGCACAUAGAAGAGAAGGAUGAUGCGAGGUGAUCGAGGGGAGUUGGGGAUGGAGAUGGGACUAAGAGGAGGAGGAGGAGGAGGAGGAGGAGGAGGAGGGGAGUGUUCAUCGUCGUCUGUAGCAGCGGCAGCGGCGGCGGCGGAGGAGGAGCAGCGGCAGCUGCUGAAGGCGGAGAUCGCGGUGCACCCGUUGUGGGAGCAGGUGGUGAGCGCCCACGUGGGGUGCCUCCGGGUGGCCACACCAAUCGACCACCUCCCCCUCAUCGACGCCCAGGUUGCCGGUUCCCACCACCUCCUCCGCUCCUACGCCGGCCGCCACCGCCCCUUCCUCUCCCCCCAGGACAAGCACGACCUCGACGCCUUCCUCGCACAGUAUCUAUUGGUGCUGUGCUCUUUUAGAGAGCAGCUCCAGCAGCACGUCCGAGUCCACGCCGUGGAGGCCGUAAUGGCCUGCCGCGAGAUCGAGCAGUCCUUACAAGAUCUCACCGGAGUUACUCUUGAAGAAGGAGGAGGAGCAACAAUGUCUGAUGAUGAGGAUGAGCAUCAUUUGGAUUGUCCUUUAGAUAUGAGUGUUGAUGGGCAUGACAUGAUGGGAUUUGGUCCGCUUCUUCCUACUGAAUCAGAGCGAUCCCUAAUGGAGAGAGUGAGACAAGAACUGAAGAUUGAACUAAAACAGGGUUUUAGAUCGAAAAUUGAAGAUGUAAGAGAGGAGAUACUAAGAAAAAGAAGGGCAGGGAAGUUGCCCGGCGACACGACUUCUUUAUUGAAGCAAUGGUGGCAGCAACAUUCUAAAUGGCCAUACCCAACAGAAGAUGACAAAGCAAAACUUGUCGAGGAGACUGGCUUGCAGUUAAAACAAAUUAACAAUUGGUUCAUCAACCAAAGAAAGCGUAACUGGCACAAUAACUCACAGUCGGCGACAACUCUGAAGUCCAAGCGUAAAAGGUAAAAGGCUACCGGUGACUUAAGCAAACUAAUUAACCAAGGAGCAAAGGAAGCAAUAGUGACUUCAAUCUUGUUUUUCUGGGGGCAUACCAUUGUAUUUUAAUGAUUGACUACUCGUAGAUGAACUGAAAUUGUUUCAUAACAUGGUGUGUAUGUGUCAUUAAAUUUUAGACUAUUGGUGUUUUUUGUCUCUAAAUCUCAAUUAUGCUAUGAGAUUUGCAGAUAGCGUCUGGUUUGUUGAUUGAUGUUCAGUGAUUUGCAUUGCUUCGUAAAUAAAAGUGGUUAGUUUUGAACAA